AUGAAGUUUUCUUUCGCUGUUGUCACCGCCGCCAUGGCGUUCGUCCCCGAUAUUGCUGCUGAGUCGACUUCGUCCGAGCCGUCUCAUGGACCAUCGUUCAUUCGUUCUGAGGUUUCGUCUGUUCCCACUCUCGCUCCAUCGCAAGAACCGUCGUUCGUUCUGUCGGAGGUUGUGCCUUUCGAAAGGAUUCUAUCCAUCGAACACACCCUAAUCGUCGUUGGCGUAGCCUUUGUAUUCAUAUUAUAUGCAUUCGCUGUAGCCUUUCGUAGCCUGCCAGCAAUAGAAUCGUUUGUUUUCGGUGUUAAAGACUUGGCAUCGAACUCUGACAUUGACGAGGAGGCAGAAAAAACUGAGAUAGAAAACCACCGCUCGUUGUGUUGCUGUCGAUUGGGCACUCAAGAAGUUCAGCCAGAGAACGACGAGGACUCAGAUAUCGAACUUGGUGUCGUUCAAAUCGUUUCAUCUAGCAGUAGCGCCGAAGAAAACGUAGGCGAAGACGUAGAAUACACCGUCUAA
This is a messenger RNA of Seminavis robusta, 516 nucleotides long. The record is from the annotation of a GenBank genome assembly. Lineage: Eukaryota; Bacillariophyta; Bacillariophyceae; Naviculales; Naviculaceae.